Caenorhabditis elegans is the source of this 1008-nucleotide messenger RNA. It is a transcript of the gene EEED8.2, whose product is annotated as lipocalin/fatty-acid binding family protein. The record is from RefSeq and is marked reviewed. The coding region runs from base 23 to 922 and encodes 299 amino acids. The transcript has 4 exons. Gene Ontology annotation, molecular function: lipid binding. NCBI's taxonomy places the organism in Eukaryota, Metazoa, Nematoda, Chromadorea, Rhabditida, Rhabditidae.
GUAAUAGUCUUACUGGGUCAACAUGUCAUUGGAUUCUAAUAGCGAUACCGAAUUCGAGCUUGUUCCAAAGUUUCAAACUCAACCGACUAGGGGUGAUGCUCCAAAAUCUCCGGAAUUGGAAGAAGUAUCUACUGUAUCGGAUCUGCAAGAUGAAUUGAAAUCUCUUCGUUUGGAAAAUAAAGACUUAUACUCUUUGAUGGAACAACUCAAGAAAGAUAAUGACGAAAUGAAGAAAUCUUUGGAAAAAGUGAUGAAGAAUCAGGCGGAACUUGGGGAACUAGAAGAAAUUCGAGCUAUUGAGGAUGAUAAACGCAGUGAGAAACUGGCAACAGAGCUCGUAGCUAUUCGAGCCGACUGCUCAAGCUUGAAUCGCUCUGAAAGAGAGUGCAGAUAUGAUAUUGAAAGGAUCUUUGCGAAACUUGAAGAAGAGUCAUUCUUCAGUCUCCACGAGAAUCCAAUUCAACGAACAAUCAGUGGAACUUGGAAAGUAAUCAAGAUCAGCAAUUUCGAUGAAUUCUUUGCAGCUCAAGAUAUAUCUCAAUUCCAUGCUUUGAUAAUUAAGAAUCAAUGUUUGUACUUUAAAGUGAACAAACAUCAAGUGAAAACUCAAUCGUACCAUGAAAGAAGUUGGAAGCCACGUGCAAGAGAAGAAAUCCAUUAUUUUAAUUUUCCGAAUUCCCUGGGAGAAUUGUAUUCUGUGGAGAAGAAUAAGUUGAUUCUAACUGUAACACAAGAAGAAAAUGAUAAGAAAAAAGUGAUUUCUCGAGUUGAGAGAUCGGUUGUCGAUGGACAAAUGAAAGAAAUCUGGGAGAGAAAUGGAGUCAUUUGCGAGAGAAUCUUCAAGAAGAUUCCUGACCAGAGAGACUCACGUGCUUACCCAAGAAGCAUCUACGGAUCGGAGAGCCAGAAUAUUUAUUAUUAACUUUUUUUUUUUAAUUGCCUCCUCUCUAUAGAUUACUGUACCGCUUCUCAUGUUCCAAUAUAUAUUAAUAAAUCUAAUUAAUCCGU